Messenger RNA from Musa acuminata subsp. malaccensis (wild Malaysian banana), 1975 nucleotides. Its product is annotated as putative glucuronosyltransferase PGSIP8. The record is from RefSeq and is a predicted model, not a curated record. Gene Ontology annotation, molecular function: glycosyltransferase activity. Lineage: Eukaryota; Viridiplantae; Streptophyta; Magnoliopsida; Zingiberales; Musaceae.
CGAUGCCACUUUCCCCGUCUCAUCAGAAACCCCCCACUCCAAAAGAUCUUUCUUUGACCUUCUCCUCGCUCUUUGGUGCCAUUGCUGGCUCUCGUCGGUGAUCUCCGGCGAGCCCUCGACCGUGCCUCCCGCUUUGGACGCCGUCCGGGUGUGUCCGACGGGCCGGGGCGGCGGUGGAGCUGCGCCUGGGGGAAACUGCUGAGAUUUGGAGAAUGGGCCACGGCGAAGGGCGCUGGAGGUGGAGAUCCGAUCUGUGGUAGACUAAAGAUCUGAUCUUCCGUCGUUUCAGCUUGGUUUUCACGGGUUUUUAGGAGGGCUGGAAGGUGGAACCGGGCGACAUGGAAAUCAAGUUGCGACUGGGGUUACUUGCGGCGCUGCUUUUGGCGCUAGCAGCGGCUGCGGCGGAGGCGACGACGACAGAGAGGCGGCGGCGGCACGCGUACGCGGCGAUGAUGUACAUGGGGACACCCAGGGACUACGAGUUCUACGUGGCGACGAGGGUGAUGAUGAGGUCCCUCGCGAGGCUCCACGUCGAGGCCGAUCUCGUUGUCAUCGCCUCCGUCGACGUCCCCGUCCGAUGGGCCCAAACCUUGCAAGAGGAGGAUGGGGUGAAGGUGAUUAGAGUUGAGAACUUGAAGAACCCGUAUGAAAAUCAACAAAACUUCAACACCAGAUUCAAGUUGACAUUGAACAAACUUUAUGCAUGGAGUCUAAUUUCGUAUGAUCGAGUUGUUAUGCUCGACUCCGAUAACAUUUUCCUCCAACGUACCGAUGAGCUUUUCCAAUGCGGCCAAUUUUGUGCUGUUUUCAUCAACCCAUGCAUCUUUCAUACUGGACUUUUCGUUCUUCAGCCUUCAAUGGAUGUUUUCAAGAACAUGCUUCAUGAGCUAGAAACUGGACAUGAGAACCCAGAUGGUGCAGAUCAAGGCUUCCUGGCAAGCUAUUUUCCUGACUUGCUUGAUCGUCCAAUGUUCCAUCCACCUACCAAUGGUACCAAGCUUUAUGGUACCUAUCGCCUUCCUUUGGGAUACCAGAUGGAUGCUUCAUAUUACUAUCUAAAGCUCCGGUGGAGCAUACCAUGUGGACCAAAUAGUGUGAUCACAUUCCCAAGUGCCCCAUGGUUAAAACCUUGGUACUGGUGGUCUUGGCCUGUUUUACCAUUGGGCCUUUCAUGGCAUGAACGACGUCGAAAGAAUCUCGGGUAUGGUUCAGAGCUACCAAUAUUGCUGAUCCAAGCAGUGAUGUAUAUUGGAAUCAUAGCAGUUACCCGGUUGGCACGACCAAGCUUGUCAAAGCUGUGUUAUAAUCGGCGUCCAGAGAAGAUCAUCGCAAUAUUGCAUAGCACGCUCAAGGUAGCAGCAUUGUGGUCCAUAUUCGCUGCAUACACGGUACCUUUUUUCCUCAUCCCACGUACAGUGCAUCCACUCUUAGGUUGGCCCAUUUAUGUGCUCGGAGUUGCUUCUCUUUCUUCAAUCGUUAUCAAUGUCUUCCUUCUGCCACCUCUACCGGUCCUCACAGUGUUACUGGGAAUCUUGGGUUCACUGUUUGUGAUGGCAUUCCCUUGGUAUUCUGAUGGUGUUAUUAGGGCUUUGGUGGUGUUUGCUUAUGCCUUCAGCUGUGCUCCGAUCGCAUGGGCGUCUUUGAUGAAAGUGAUAGGCUCCUUGCAGAACCUACUUGAGAGGGAGGCCUUCUUUCCAAGACUGGGAGAGUCCCCACAACUGUCUGAGUUCAACAAACUGUAUUAAUCUGCACAUACCACUGGCUUCAAUGGAGAUGAUUAGAUUAGCUAAUCCUAUUGAUAUCGAUUUUGCGGUUCACUUGUAUCACUGUGUGUGACAAUAUAAUGGAUGUAUUCUAAUACCAUAUAGAAGACAAUUGAUAAGUUGACCUAGGGUUCCUGCAGUGUCCAGGGAGAUGUACACUUGCCAUGUACUCUUAAUCGUUUGCCUCCUGAAUGUUACUUCAAUUUGCAAAA